This is a messenger RNA of Selaginella moellendorffii, 1694 nucleotides long. RefSeq lists its product as uncharacterized. The transcript is spliced from 3 exons. The record is from RefSeq and is a predicted model, not a curated record. Lineage: Eukaryota; Viridiplantae; Streptophyta; Lycopodiopsida; Selaginellales; Selaginellaceae. Bases 261 to 1445 code for a protein of 394 amino acids.
UCUCGAGUUCUUGCCUGGAGAGGCGCAUUUUUUAGGGCUUGCGCCUUGGGGCUCUCUCGGACGAUCGAGCAACCAUGGCGCGCAGUCGAUCGCCCGUGAUUCCCCGCGGCAGCCGGCAUUUCCCUGCAAUUGAGAUCAAUUGCCAGGUAUGGAUGCCGGAAUUCGCCGCCGUCGCCGCGAGUGAUUGAUCUCCUAGGAAAAUUUUGGUAGAAUUUCAGGGAUCCAGGCACUUCAGGGAUUUGCUCCAUUCUCGCGUCGCGAUGCCUGGCAUUCCCUACGCCUCUCCAGCGAUCGAGGCCGACGCGCUGCUGUUUGGAGGCAGGGACAGGGAUUAUUGGCAGCGAGGGCCCGAUCAUCUGGAUUCAUCACGCCGCAUUCCUCUGGUGGCGAUCAGAAAUUGCCAGCCGGAAAUUCAAGCUGCCCGAAGCAAAUCACGCUCCAAACUCGUGGCGGUUGCGGCGGCUCCAACGACGAUACAUGGCCCCGCCACUGUUCUUAUGAGCAGCAGCGACAGCGAGAAUGAUUUGGCGGCCAUGGUUCACGAUUUCAUGGAAAACGGGGGCGAUGGCUAUGAUAGCAGCGACAAAGAGUCCCCAACACCCACUGGGUUCGCAGUCUUCUUUGAAAAACUCAAGGCUUUUAUCUCGACCGCGUCACCCGUUGAAAAAGAGUUGCGCAGCGCGGUGAUCCGCAUCUUAUGUUCCAUGACCGAGGACCGGAUGGAUGGCUUAUGCCACCGCGGAAUUGAUUGCAAUGGCCGCUGCCUCCGCUCCUUUCUUGUGAAACGCCUGCGAAAAGCCGGGUACGACGCUGGAAUCUGCAAGUCGCGAUGGCAGAGCGUGGGACGAGUUCCUGGAGGCGAGUACGAGUACAUCGACGUCGAAACCUCCCCGCCAUCCGGCUCGGGUUCCUCCCCGGAGCGCCUCAUUGUGGACCUCGACUUCCAGUCGCACUUCGAGAUUGCCCGGCCGAUCCAGAGCUACAGGGCGGCCGUGAGGAUUCUCCCCGCGCCCCUGGUCGCCACCCCUCGGAGGCUGCGCCAGGUCUUACAGGUGAUGUCUGACGCCGCCAAGUUCUCGCUCAAGCAGAACGCGAUGCACCUGCCGCCAUGGAGGACCUUCGACUACGUCUCCGCCAAGUGGCUGUCGCCUUACGACAGAGAGAUAGGAUUGCUGGGGCCGGGAUCGGACAGGGCAGCGGCUGUUCGUGCCAGUGAUGGGUCCUCCAAGAACACCACCACAAACAACAACAGGGACAAUAACAGUGGUGUGGUGGCGGAUAGAAAGGGAUGCUACGAGCAGCUCAAGCGGACAAAAGCGUGUCUGGCGAUGGACAGAUGCGCCCCGGCCACGGCAGCUCGAGCUCAAUCCAGAGGCAGACACAACAGCGCUGCUGCCACCUCUCCAGAGUAUCAGCGACGAUCGAUCCUAUCUUAUAUCGAGUGAAUCGCUGUGGAGGUAUUGCUUUCUCUUCUCCUUUUCCCCUGAGAAGAGGAUUAUUUUGUGUUUUUUUUUUUUUGGUUCUUGGAGAGCGAGACAACGAUCGACCAACAACAAUCCUACUAGAAGAAGAGUUUCAACAACAUACGUAAAUACAUAUAUAAAGAAACAACGCGGUUUUUCCAAGAUUGUACACUCGCAGGUUUUUACUGUGGAUUUUCUGUGAGAAUUGCGAAAAGAAAAAUUUGAGGCAAA